Penicillium antarcticum is the source of this 219-nucleotide messenger RNA. RefSeq names its product CSL family zinc fnger-containing protein (gene dph3). Gene Ontology annotation, biological process: protein histidyl modification to diphthamide. Gene Ontology annotation, molecular function: metal ion binding. The record is from RefSeq and is a predicted model, not a curated record. Lineage: Eukaryota; Fungi; Ascomycota; Eurotiomycetes; Eurotiales; Aspergillaceae. The transcript has 2 exons. The coding region runs from base 1 to 219 and encodes 72 amino acids.
AUGGCCGACGAAGGACUAAACAUCUACGACGAAAUCGAAAUCGAGGAUAUGACCUUCGAUCCAAACCUCCAGAUCUACACUUAUCCAUGCCCGUGUGGCGAUCGCUUCGAGAUUGCUAUUGAUGAUUUGAGGGAUGGGGAGGAUAUUGGUGUUUGUCCUUCUUGUAGCCUGAUGAUUCGGGUUAUCUUUGACGAGGCCGAUCUUCCUAAAGCUUCGUGA